This is a messenger RNA of Prorocentrum cordatum, 1638 nucleotides long. The record is from the annotation of a GenBank genome assembly. NCBI's taxonomy places the organism in Eukaryota, Dinophyceae, Prorocentrales, Prorocentraceae.
GCCUCCCCCAUGGCCAACUACGAGUAUGACGAGUCCUCCGAGUUGUCCCCGUCCACGACCUCCUCUGAGUCAUCUGAGGUGUCCGAGGGCUCCAGUGGCGACCUCGCUGACCUGGCUGACGAGGACGAGGUAGAUAAUCUCCAGAGAGAAGCAGAGGAGCUCAGACAGAAACGGAAGAAGCUUGAGUUCGAGGUUAAUGAGAAAUGGAUAGGCCACUACGGCAGCAUAUUCGAGAGCCUGCUCAAAUGCAAGUUCGACGACAUCAAGUUCCCAGUGCACCCAGCCUCCGACGGCGGUUCCAACAAGAAGCUCAGGGUGUUGUCGUUCUGUUCUGGCACUGAGUCUCAGGAAAGUGCUCGCGAUGCGUUGCUACUCGCCCAGUUCUUCGCGCUGAAGACGAUCAUGGACUACCGUGGGGACAAUGUCUGCGUGGAUUUGGUUGCCUCCGUGGACCCUUUCAGGCCAUGUCAUCGCUUCGUUUGGAACAACCUGUCCACUGACGAGCGGGAGCGCGGCCACUAUUACAAUUACGUCUCGGAGUUAAGUGCUGGCGAGGCUUUCUGUUACUUCUGCGACUGUUGCUGCGUUGGGCCUGGUAGGGCGUCUGGGUGCGAAGGGCUGAGCGAUGGGCAAGCAGAGGACCUCGACAUCCUCGUGGCAGGGUUCCCGUGCCCCCCGUUCAGCACGCUGAAUUCGCAUCGCCAAGACAAAGACUUUAAGUUCUGGAACCACCCCGACGGGAACGUUAUCGUUGACAUUGCCCACUGGGUGCAGACUCAGCCGAAGGUUCCCCCCAAAGCGAUCAUUCUGGAGAACGUCCCAGGCGCGGUGGCUGUAUCUCAUAAAGGAAGGCAUAAUCCGCUGGAGUUCCUCAUGAAGGGGUCCGUGAAAAACUACAAGGGCCUCGCUCGCUUCUACUACGGGCUGAAGCACUGGGGCGAGUACGACCUCAUGAAGAGUAACUCUGGCAACGAGUACUUCGAGAUUUCCGCCGGUGAGUUUGGAUUGCCUGUUCAUCGCAAGCGCAUUUUCUUUGUGCUCAUCAGAAAGGACUUGGCUAGCCUAGAAGUCAGGAGCUCCAUGGCGAAGCUCAUGAAGGUGAACAAGCACUACAAGAGCAAGAAGGAAGGCGGCACAUGGAGCAUGACCCAGAACAGCAUUUCCGAGAGCAUGGAUUUCAGGGAGAAGCACGGCCUACCUGAGUAUGGUUCUGAUAAGAUGUCCAGCAUCACGCCCCGGCGCGGCAUCCUCCCUGACAGGGAGCGCGACAUCAUCGACGUCAUCGGCUUGAUGCACGAGAAGGCGGGGGGGAUCCCAGAGGACCUGACGAUCGACGUCAGCCAGUCGCUCAGGAGGAAGCCGUUCAACGUCAAUGGGAAAAUCCCCCAGCUGGCCAAAGGGUCCAAGAUCUGGUACCGCGGCAAGAUCUUGGGGCCCAGGACGCUGUUCUACGCCAUGGGCUGGGGCACUUCGCCGCUCGACUUUGGGUCGGACGUGGACCGCAUCCGGGGAGUGUCUUUGAGGGUGCUCCUAGCCAACAUGAUCGCGAAGCCGCAGAUCGGCCUCGUGCAGUUGGCGCUGCUCUACUCCCUGCGCCGCUUCACCCUGGCUCCCAAGGCUGAGCAGGUUGAGGCCUGA